GCUGUCUUGGUGCUGCUGCUGCUCCUGGAGCCAGGAAUGUUCUCCUCUCCGCCACCCUCAGGGCUGCUGGAGAAGCUCUUCCAGCACAUCGACCUCCACCAGGAUGAGUUCGUGCAGACCCUGAAGGAAUGGGUGGCCAUUGAGAGUGUUUCUGUGCAGCCCAUGCCUCGUCUCAGACAGGAGAUCUUCAGGAUGACGGCCUUGGCGGCAGACAAACUCCAGCACCUGGGAGCUAGGGUGGAUUCUGUGGACUUGGGUUCUCAACAGAUGCCUGAUGGUCAGAGUCUUCCCAUACCUCCAAUCAUAUUGGCUGAGCUGGGAAAUGAUCCCAAGAAGCCCACAGUAUGCUUCUAUGGGCACCUGGAUGUGCAGCCAGCUCAGAAGGAUGAUGGGUGGCUCACAGACCCCUACAUGCUCACAGAGGUGGAUGGAAAACUCUGUGGGCGGGGUGCAACGGACAACAAGGGCCCUGUCUUGGCCUGGAUUAACGCCGUGAGCGCCUUCAGAGCUCUGGAGCAGGAUCUUCCUGUGAACAUCAAGUUCAUCCUGGAGGGGAUGGAAGAGGCUGGUUCUGUUGCUCUGGAGGAACUGGUCCAAAGAGAAAAGGACCGCUUCUUCUCCAGUGUGGACUACAUUGUGAUUUCAGACAACCUGUGGAUGAGCCAGAGGAAGCCAGCGCUCACUUACGGAACCCGGGGGAACUGCUACUUCACGGUGGAGGUAAAGUGCAGAGAUCAAGAUUUUCAUUCUGGGACCUUUGGUGGCAUUCUCAACGAACCAAUGGCUGACUUGGUUGCUCUUCUAGGUAGCCUGGUGGAUUCAUCGGGCCACAUCCUGAUUCCGGGAAUCUAUGAUCAAAUGGCUCCUCUUGCAGAGGAGGAAAAAACACUGUAUGAAAACAUUGAUCUGGACCUAGAAGAAUACCGGAAGAGCAGCCAAGUGGAGAAAUUUCUGUUUGACACUAAGGAGGAGCUCCUGAUACACCUAUGGAGGUAUCCGUCUCUCUCUAUCCACGGCAUCGAGGGAGCGUUUGAUGAGCCUGGGAUAAAAACAGUCAUCCCCGGUCGAGUCAUCGGGAAAUUUUCAAUCCGCCUAGUCCCUCACAUGAAUCUGUCUGUGGUGGAGAACCAGGUAACAAGUCAUCUCGAAGCUGUGUUCUCCGAAAGAAACAGUUCCAACAAGAUGACUGUUUCUAUGGUAGUAGGACUCCACCCGUGGACUGCAAACAUCAACGAUGCUCAGUACCUCGCAGCAAAAAGAGCCAUCAAAACAGUGUUUGGAGUAGAUCCUGAUAUGAUCCAGGAUGGGUCAACCAUUCCAAUUGCUAAAUUAUUCCAGGCUAUUACACAAAAGAGUGUAAUGAUGCUCCCGUUGGGGGCUGUGGAUGAUGGAGAACACUCUCAGAAUGAGAAGAUCAACAGGUGGAACUACAUACAGGGGUCCAAAUUAUUCGCUGCCUUUUUCCUGGAGUUAUCAAAGCAGCACUCAUGACAACAGGUGCCGUCCAGUGUCUUCUGACCCACUGACAGAUCUCUCCACUCAGACCCUGGGCAAAGCUGGAGCUGGAAAAAUUCAGAUAAUGUCAAUCCAGGAAAGUAUU
This is a messenger RNA of Peromyscus eremicus (cactus mouse), 1600 nucleotides long. It is a transcript of the gene Cndp1, whose product is annotated as carnosine dipeptidase 1. Gene Ontology annotation, molecular function: metallodipeptidase activity. The transcript has 11 exons. NCBI's taxonomy places the organism in Eukaryota, Metazoa, Chordata, Mammalia, Rodentia, Cricetidae. The record is from RefSeq and is a predicted model, not a curated record. The coding region runs from base 37 to 1491 and encodes 484 amino acids. Gene Ontology annotation, biological process: proteolysis. Gene Ontology annotation, cellular component: cytosol.